Messenger RNA from Symbiodinium pilosum, 2069 nucleotides. The record is from the annotation of a GenBank genome assembly. Lineage: Eukaryota; Dinophyceae; Suessiales; Symbiodiniaceae.
GCACGAAUGCUCCUCUGUCAUUUCGAUGGAGCUUGCAAUCGCACUUGCUGCGCAAGACAAGAAAGUCGAGGAACUCAUCAGGUCCAACAUUGUGGGCCCUCUUAGUCACCUGGAGUCCUUGCCCGGCAACGAGCUCACAAAUUUGCAUUCAUCUUUGGUGGCAACAGUGCAAACUGUGGAAGAGCUGGAGGCAAGGCAGCAAGAGCUUGCUGCGGCAGGAGCGCAUCGAUUGUCUCCUCACCGGUCUUCCCCAUCACGGACAGAAGCGCUUGACAACCAAGGCGAAGAAGGCCUUGGAGUUGAUGACUUGGGAGAGGACGCUCAUCUUUGCCAUGGAUAUCUUGAUUGCAUGUGAUUGCCCAGUGCGAGCAAAGGAUCCUGAGCAAAGCGGGCCAGGUGAAGCACCGGGCUCUGUUGCCACAAUCUCAGCUUGGCGAUUCACAGCUCACGGUGAAAUUGAGAUUCGACGCUCUUUUAAGGCUGCCGCAUCUCCCGAUGACAUGAAGCGAGGAGCUGUGUUGGGAGAGGCUUGUGCAAACGAUGCUCACAUCUCCGCUUAUACGCUGAUGCCUCGUGACCAGAACAAGUUGAACGACGUAGACACACUGGCAGCAAUACUUGAAGAUCGUAUGCGGGAGCUGGACACAGAGUUUCGAUCAAGCAAGCAGCAUGUGCAAUCACAGCUGGACAUUCUGAUGGCAGCUCACGAGUCCCAGCAUGCAGAGGACCUGAAGCACAACAAGACCUGGAAUCUGGCCAACCAGGUGCGGACCACCUCGUCCGGAGCUGCUGCAGACAUGUGCUUGCAUCGCAUGCCACGUGAGCUCUGCGAGCGCACAGAUGUGGCAUGUGACAUGGAUCUCUGCAUGGCCCGCCGGCCGCUAUGCCACCUGCUGCGACGAGUCCAGGACAAGCAAUGGAACGUCAAAAUGUGGAAGAUCUUCUUGUGCAGCCAGGCGGCAUGGGUGCAUGCAGGGACCACAGUGGAAAUCGACAUAAAGCCGAUUACUGACGAAGUGUUCGACGAGAAUGACAACCUGUUUGUGUUUCAUCUUGACAAGGCGGAGGAUCUGAAGACUCGCCGAGAAGACAUUCAGAGAAUAGUUCAAUCAUUGAUAAAAGAAGCCUCUCUCAAGCUGAAGUACUAUCAAAAUGUUCGAAAGGAAGGUGAUCCACCUCUUCCACAAGCAGGUAAGCAGGAUGCCAAAGAAGCAGGAGGGAAGCCACCACUGCGGGUAGUCAUGUACAAAGGACAACGAAAGUCGCUAUUAAGUAUUGGCGAUGAGAUCCCAAAGCAGGAGGUGCUGGACUUUUUCAAGCCAGUGUCCCAGGAUCUCAGCAAGUUGAAGGCGCCAAAAUCGGUUCCACUUGUGUCCAACGAGACUUUCAAAAAGGAUGUUCUUGACGACAGCCAGCCAGGCAGGCCUAUGGUGUUGUUGCAAAUGUUCGAGGACACCUGCUUCCUCUGCUUUCUGAUGAGACCCUUCAUCAACUCACUGGGUGAGCUCCUCGUUGAGAACAAGGCACCUUUCCGCCUCAAGAGGCUAAACAUUGAAAGGAACGACUUCCCAGAUGGAUGUCCAGUUGCAAGAGGAACCCCGACCUUCGCCUUGUUUCGCGGAUCGAACGCUGCUGGAGAGAAGUGGGAGGAGUUCAAGCCUAAAGACCUUUGCGAAAAGAUUAUGAAGGUCUUUCCCAAGCUCUCGGAUGAGGCUUUCCAGAAGAUGGACGAGUUGCAAGCGAUGGUCCCGAAACGAUUUCAGCUGUUCACGCAGCUGGUGAUGUGGUCUGUGGAGCUGCAGAAGCUCGAGUCUUGCAUUGCCAGCGCAGUGGGAGAGUCGCCAGUGGAUGCAGGGUCUUCAGAGGACACUGAGUUCAAUGCAGUGCUGAGCAGACUCAUGGCGAAGGACAUGAGGCGUGUGGACGGCCUGGUUGACAGCAUAAGCUUUCUGCAGCACCAAGUGGAUGAGGUGGAGCAUGAUGCGCUUGUGAUGAGCGUCAUGCUGGGCGAGCGAGUUUUGGCACGCGAGAAACAGGAGGAGGCACAUUUCGCAACAAGAAGCAAGUGA